This is a messenger RNA of Pocillopora damicornis (cauliflower coral), 573 nucleotides long. RefSeq names its product secreted acidic protein 1A-like. The record is from RefSeq and is a predicted model, not a curated record. Lineage: Eukaryota; Metazoa; Cnidaria; Anthozoa; Scleractinia; Pocilloporidae.
AUGGUGAUGACGCUAACAUUGCACCCGAUGAUACAAUUAAUAACGAAGGAUGAUGCUGGGGAUAAUUUUUGUACUGAUAAUAAUAUUGAUAACGAAGAUGAAGGAAAAACUGUUCCUGCUACCGGUGACAAUGCUGCCGACGAUGAUACUGUUAUUGGCGUCACUACUCUUGAUGACCACAAUGUUGGAGAAACUUCUCCUCCUGGCAAUGAUAAUGCUGACGAGGAUGAUUUUGUUAAUAGUGUUGCCACGCUUGAUACUAUCGAUGACGAAGAUGUGGUAGAAACUGUUACAGCUUCUGGCGAUAAUGCUAAUGACGAUGAUGUUGUUAUUGGCGUUGCUACUUUUGACGCUACGGAUAAGGAGGAUGUUGAAGAAACUGGCGAUGAUGAUGCUGAUGAUGAUGAUGCUGUUGUUAGUGUCGCUUCCCUUAAAACUGCUGAUGCCGAAGAAGUUGGAGAAACUUUUUCUGCUGCUGACGAUGAUGCUAAUGACGUGGAUGUUGAUAAUAAUUUUGCUGCUGACAGUACUUUUGAUGAUACUUUUGAUGACGAUGAUGCUGAUCGUGAUUAA